CAGUCCCGACGCGUCCCGCCCCCGCUCUGUCGCUUUAAGCCCGUCCCGCCGCCGCGCCCCGCCCUCACCCCUCCGCGCGCUCCGCGGCUCCCCGCCGCCUCUCCCGCUCCUCCCCUGCUCGGCCCUCUCCUCCUCACGCUCCUCCGCGCCGCCGCCAGCCCCGCUGCGCGUUCUGCUCCUUGCAGCUCCCGGGACCCGCAGCCAUGGCCGACAUCAAGACGGGCAUCUUCGCCAAGAACGUCCAGAAGCGGCUCAACCGCGCGCAGGAAAAGGUCCUCCAGAAGCUGGGGAAAGCUGACGAGACAAAAGAUGAACAGUUUGAAGAAUAUGUCCAGAACUUCAAACGGCAAGAAGCAGAGGGCACCAGACUUCAGCGAGAACUCCGAGGAUAUUUAGCAGCAAUCAAAGGCAUGCAAGAGGCCUCCAUGAAGCUCACGGAGUCGCUGCAUGAAGUCUAUGAGCCAGAUUGGUAUGGGCGGGAAGAUGUGAAAAUGGUUGGCGAGAAAUGUGAUGUGCUGUGGGAAGAUUUUCAUCAAAAACUUGUAGACGGGUCCUUGCUAACACUGGAUACCUACCUGGGCCAAUUUCCUGACAUAAAGAAUCGCAUCGCCAAGCGUAGCAGGAAGCUUGUGGACUACGACAGUGCCCGCCACCAUCUGGAAGCUCUGCAGAGCUCCAAGAGGAAGGAUGAGAGUCGAAUCUCUAAGGCAGAAGAGGAAUUUCAGAAAGCACAGAAAGUGUUUGAAGAGUUUAAUGUUGACUUACAAGAAGAGUUACCAUCAUUAUGGUCAAGACGAGUUGGAUUUUAUGUUAAUACUUUCAAAAACGUCUCUAGCCUUGAAGCCAAGUUUCAUAAGGAAAUUGCGGUGCUUUGCCACAAACUGUAUGAAGUGAUGACAAAACUGGGUGACCAGCAUGCCGACAAGGCCUUCACUAUCCAAGGAGCGCCCAGUGACUCGGGUCCUCUCCGCAUUGCAAAGACGCCAUCACCGCCUGAGGAGCCUUCACCACUCCCGAGCCCGACAGCAAGUCCAAAUCAUACAUUGGCACCUGCGUCUCCUGCACCAGUACGGCCUCGGUCACCUUCACAGACAAGGAAAGGGCCUCCUGUCCCACCCCUACCUAAAGUCACCCCUACGAAGGAACUGCAGCAGGAGAAUAUCAUCAGUUUCUUUGAGGACAACUUUGUUCCAGAAAUCAGUGUGACGACACCUUCCCAGAAUGAAGUCCCUGAAGUGAAGAAAGAGGAGACUUUGCUGGAUCUGGACUUUGACCCUUUCAAGCCGGAGGUGACACCUGCAGGUUCUGCUGGAGUGACCCACUCACCCAUGUCUCAGACAUUGCCCUGGGACCUAUGGACGACAAGCACUGAUUUGGUACAGCCGCCUGACUCUUCAGAAAGUCUGUCCUUGUGUAACCUGAUCAUAGAGGAAACUCCAGACAGUGGGUUGGCCGAAGAAAUUCAAAGAUCUCAGAAUGAUAUAGGUGCAUUUACUUGGGGCCCUGAUGCUAGUACAGACAGGGUCAGCCAGGAAAUUACCUCAGGUGGGUUUGGAGAAGACUCUGCAUGUUUCUCCGAAGCAGAGCAAGGCAUAAGAUUAUCCACCAGACUGCUUUCGUCUGCUGACUGGCCCCCUGUAGCUGCACAGGAUGAGCAUGCCCUAGGGCCAGCCCUUCCAGGUGGAAAUGAACGACUGUCCCCAAAGCCUGUGCCUGAGGCUGGAGUUGCCAUUGCUGCUUGUGUGGAGAUGGAGCAGCCAUAUGACCCCCCUGACUCAGAGGUGCCAGCCAUGGCCACAGCUGGUCUGUUCAAAGAAAGUCAUGAAGAUGUGAAGAAGUCAGAUGAAGAGGAAGAGAAAGAGAAGAUAGAAGAUUCUCUGUGGGCAGGUGUGGAGACGUGUCAAAAGGCUUCUGGCGGUUCAUUUAAUGGAUUCACACAGCCCCAGGAUACUUCAUUAUUCACAAUGCAGACAGACCAAAGUAUGAUCUGCAACUUGGCUGAAUCUGAACAGGCUCCGCCCACAGAGCCGAAAGCAGAGGAGCCCCUGGCCGCUGUCACACCCGCUGUUGGGCUGGACCUUGGAAUGGACACUCGGGCUGAGGAGCCAGUAGAGGAGGCAGUGAUUAUACCUGGAGCUGAUGCUGAUGCUGACGCAGCUGUUGGAACUUUGGUGUCAGCAGCUGAGGGGGCCCCAGGAGAGGAAGCAGAGGCAGAGAAGGCCACUUUCCCUACCGGGGAAGGAAUAAGCUUAGAGGAGACCAAAACUGAAACUGAAACCACUGAGAGUGCAGAGAGUGCCCAACCUGAAUCAGAGGAGCUGGAAGCAGCAGUGCGUCAGGAGAAGGUCAUCCCUUCAGUGGUCAUAGAGCCUGCCUCCAACCAUGAAGGGGAAGGAGAACACGAAAUAGCCAUAGGUGCAGAGCCCAAAGAGACCACCGAGGAUGCGGCUCCUCUGGGCCCCACCAGCGAGACGCCGGAGCUGGCUGCAGAGCAGAAGCCUCUCCAGGAUCCUCAGCCCACGCCUUCUGCACCAGCCAUGGGGGCUGCUGACCAGUUAGCAUCUGCAGAAGAGGCCUCUCAGGAAUUGCCUCCUGGCUUUCUCUACAAGGUGGAAACACUGCAUGAUUUUGAGGCAGCAAAUUCUGAUGAACUUACCUUACAAAGGGGUGACGUGGUGCUGGUGGUCCCCUCAGAUUCAGAAGCUGAUCAGGAUGCAGGCUGGCUAGUGGGAGUGAAGGAAUCAGACUGGCUUCAGUACAGAGACCUUGCCACCUACAAAGGCCUCUUUCCAGAGAACUUCACCCGGCGCUUGGAUUAGGGCAACAAGUAUUGCAAGAAAGAGCUCAGCUACUGGGUUUUUAAACCUUCUUGAAAACCUGAAGAGUUCACUUUUGCUAUUAUGCUCUUAAUGAUUUACAGACUGAUGCCAGACAAACCUUGGGAAGAUGUAUCAGUGGAGCAUGUGUGCAAAAAA
This is a messenger RNA of Cebus imitator (Panamanian white-faced capuchin), 2975 nucleotides long. RefSeq names its product amphiphysin (gene AMPH). The record is from RefSeq and is a predicted model, not a curated record. Gene Ontology annotation, molecular function: phospholipid binding; protein binding. Gene Ontology annotation, cellular component: synaptic vesicle; cytoplasm; plasma membrane. Gene Ontology annotation, biological process: synaptic vesicle endocytosis. The transcript is spliced from 22 exons. Lineage: Eukaryota; Metazoa; Chordata; Mammalia; Primates; Cebidae. Bases 204 to 2819 code for a protein of 871 amino acids.